UCUUGUUUUGCGAGCUGUCAAACGGGCUUGUUGCACUUAGAGCUUUAGCGUAAAGUAACACAGAAGAGAAAAUAAAGCAGAUUUUUUUGUUUUGUUUUCUUCAGAAAUAGUUUUUCGACGAGAAUAAUUAUUUUAAACGGAAGACAGCCUUAAAAUAACACGUAGUUACUUUAAAAAAAAAAAAAGAAAGAAAUCGUGACCCUGAUUUGCAUUUUGCGGUACACAGUAGCGGUAGCGAGUAACUGAACAGGUCAAGAUCAAUGACAAAACAAAGUGCCUUUUCAAAUGCCGUUCCUACUUAAAGCUGCUUCUUCAGACUGUGUCUCUUUAAAGCUUAAUGUUCCUUAUUAGACAGUGCCCUCGUCAGAGCUGUGCCAGAAGAUACCUCAACUGUGACAACUUGCCCUCCAUUUCAUUUGUCUGACUCCAGCGUUUAAACAAAACGAAGUGGAAAGAUUUACUGUGAGAGGAACGCUGCUAAAGCACAAAAAGCUGAUGUGGUUUCAGAAUUGAAUCAAUACCAGCAAGCAUUCAGCAAACAAUUAAUAUUCUAUCAAGGAGUGCCAUUGCAUUGAAAUAACUUUAUUUAGACACUGUCAGCGAAACAAUCAAGAAACUCAGACGUUAUAUCAAUCCAGAGUGCCACUGAGCAUGUACCUUUCUGCAGCCAGAAGCCUAACGAGUAGUGGGGAAAAACUGAUUGAUGAGUCUGCUGUCCUGAUAAAUCGUCUGUUCCCAAUGCUGCUGCAGUGUUGGUAGAUCUGUCUACUGUCUUCAUUUUGAGAUCUUAUGAAAUUCCAGAGCCUAAAGUUUUUAUGAACACAAGUGCUGUUCUUGAUGUUGUGAUUUUAGUGAAGUUUUAAUGUUAUUUAUUUUUAAACAAAUUUGGUUUCUUCUGUAAAUCUUCUGGUUCACUUUAAAAGUUUGACAUGGCUUUAAACAUAACUUCGAUGCGAGAUACGAAAUGGCUGACGCUGGAAGUGUGCCGGCAGUUUCAGAGAGGAACUUGUUCACGUACCGACGAGGAAUGCAAAUUUGCACACCCACCAAAAAGCUGCCAGGUUGAAAAUGGAAGAGUUAUUGCCUGCUUCGACUCACUUAAGGGUCGGUGUACAAGAGAAAACUGCAAAUAUCUUCAUCCACCAGCACAUUUAAAAACACAGCUAGAAAUAAAUGGACGCAACAACCUUAUUCAACAAAAAACAGCAGCCGCAAUGUUGGCUCAACAGAUGCAGUUCAUGAUACCAGGCACACCCAUGCAGCAACUACCUACAUUUCCUGUAACUCAAGCUUUAGGAUCAAACCCUGGCAUAAGUUUUGCUCCAUAUCUUACUCAAGUAGCACCAGGCGUGGGAUUAAUGCCCACAGAAAUGCUCCCUAGUGCACCUGUCAUUAUGCCAGGAAGCCCUCCUGUUACAGUCCCGGGGUCUGCUUCAACACAGAAACUUCUGAGAACGGAUAAACUGGAGGUUUGUAGGGAGUUUCAGCGUGGAAACUGUGCAAGAGGAGAGACCGACUGCCGCUUUGCUCAUCCGAGCGACAGUGCAAUGAUCGACACGAGUGACAACACAGUGACAGUUUGCAUGGAUUACAUCAAGAGUCGCUGUUCCAGAGAGAAGUGCAAAUACUUCCACCCCCCGGCUCAUCUACAGGCCAAAAUUAAAGCUGCACAGCACCAGGCCAACCAGGCUGCAGUAGCAGCACAGGCAGCAUGCAUGACUCAGUCGACUGCCAAAGCAAUGAAGCGACCCCUCGAGGCAACUGUAGAUCUGGCUUUCCCACCUGGUGUUCUGCAACCCCUACCAAAGAGACAAGCACUUGAAAAAAGCAACGGUGCCAGCACAAUCUUUAAUCCCAGUGUUUUGCACUACCAACAGGCUCUAGCAAAUGCACAGUUCCAACAGCCCACAGCAUUCAUUCCCUCAGAUCAUCCUGAAAUAAUCAACAAAAAAGGAAUGGAGUGUCAAGAUGCUGCACUAAGAAGCCCAAAACAGCCCUUCUGUAAAUACUAUAUUUCCUCCUCAUUAGAAGUACAACAACCUGCAUGCUAAGAGUUAAAUUAUUAUGGACAAAUCAUUACAUAUAACAUUGAGUGCUGUUGAAAUAUAUAUGAAUUAUGUAUAUGUAUUACUAAAACAAUAUUGACAUGUAAAUGACACACAAUCAAAAAACUUUUACAUAAACACUAUUUAGGUAAAGGUGGAGAUUUCAUUUUAAUGAUUGUUUUCAAGAGUAAUGUGGAUUACGGUAUCUCUUUCCAUACUUGUUUAAAAGUGUACAUGGUUCACACUUGAUGGAGACCACCUAAUUUGCACUGUCUCAAUUAAUAUAGUGCUUAAUGUUGAGUGUUUGAUUGUUUCAAUCAAAACAUAUACUGUACAGUUCAAUUUUAAUUUCUUAGACACACCUAUAUUGCACUUGGCAAGUCACCAGAAAGUGGUUUACUUAAAAUUGAAUGUCAAACCAGUAAGGCACUGCUUUUCUGGUGGGUUUUACACUUUAUAAGGUUAGGGAAAUUAACUUAACAGUGCCCCCAUUUAUUGGUCUAGUACAAAGGUUUAAAAAUCAGUUUAAAUAUAGUGUGCAGCAUAGCUGCAAUGAACUUGUGUUAUUGCAAUAAUGAGACUUCUCUUGGUUGUGACUUGUAGACAAAACAGCCAUGCAGACAUUUGCAUAUGUCAGUUUGAGGAACCUUAAUGUAAUUGAGAAUCCAGUCACCAGCCUACACUGGGUUUGCACCUGCCCCCCAUAUCAGUUUUUCAAAUUUGAAGGCGUUCCUCAGAGGAAAAGACCGAUGGAAGCUGUAGUUCCAUUGAGAGUUUGGUAUAAUAGGGACUCUUGUUGUUGCCUCCAGUAAUUGUAUUAGGGGAUUCGAAAAGCUAGUAGGCUGACCCAGUACGAAAGGCAGUAUGUAGGCAGACUACAUAAAGACUGGACAGAAUUGACUGGCAAGUACAUGACCGAUUUAAUAAGCAGAAGUCUCAUCAUUGUCUAAAGCGUGGUUAUUUUCAAACAGGUUAUUCUAGGGUGUAAACCAGCCAAUGGGGGUGUCAUUCAUAAGGGAUAAUAGAAUGCCAAGAAAAUGCAAAAAUGUUAAUUAGCUGAUCCUUUCAUGUAGGACAAGGAAGGUUUUAAUCUUCUUUUGCUGUUGUUUCCUCAAAAAUCAUAUUUUCUUUGAUAAAUUGUAGAAGUGCCUAAUAAAAUUCAUAUUACAAGCAACUAGAGAAGAUGAGACAAGUUUAAAAAAAAAAAGAAAAAAAAAAGCAAUGUAAAACUUGUUAAAACAUCCAACAUCUUCCCAGGUUAAGUUAAAAAGCACUGUACUUCUGAUGGGUUAUUCAUUUUACCAGUUCGAAUACACUUGUAUAUUGAUCUUGGAAAGCAGUGUAUGUAUUCUACAAACACAAGUACACACUGUAUCUAAAACAAGAUUUACCAAGAAUGUUCAGUAAUGUCUGAUAAUGCAAAAUUACCAUAGGAUCUAAAGUAGUUUACAUUAGAGAACUGGUUGAAAACGAGUGAAAAAACAGGAAAAGGAAUUAUGCGUUUAAUGUUUUAAACACAUUAGUCUCUUAACUUAGUGUCUUGGGUGCAUUGUCAUAACCAUUAUAAACAAAUCACACAUUUGUUCUGUAAUAUGACCAUUUAAAGAAGAGGUUUCAUUUAGGAGGGGUAAUAAUCAGUACUUAGUUUGUAUGAUAUUUAAUGGUCACCAUUUGAUCACAUUGUAUAGCUAACUGCCAUAAUAUUUCUAUUCAGUUAUUUCCCUUUAAGUGUAUUUCUAACUUUUAAAGACAUUAUUUUCAGUUAAGGACCAGUCAUUGUCUUGCAGCCUUUUAUUAAAAUAUGAAUUUAUAUAAAUCAAAAUCAUGAUAUUUUUUCAGGGUGAAUUGAUUAACACAAAAUCUACAAUAAAACUCCAUUAGCUGAGCAUGAUUAAGGCACUAUUCUACAAUUAUUUUAAUUUUCAUUCUGUAUGCUUUUUCUUCACAAGAGUUACAGUUUUAAUGUAAUUUUUGAUGUUGAAAGUAAUUAAAGAAUAUUUUAUGUCAUAAUUUUAAAUCUUUUUGUUACAUAUUAGUAAUAGAACAAUAUUGUAACCUAUUAUAUUUUAAAAUGAAUGUAAUUUAUUAAGCUAAGCUUAGUUCUACUAUUUUUUUUUUUUUUACAGAAGGACUGAUCUCUUAGAUCAAUUAGUAAGGAGAUGGUCUAGAACUAGUUUCUAGAAUGAAUCAGCUGUUGGUGGCUAGCUUCUUGUUCUCUCACUUGUCACUGCCUUCAUCACCAAUGCAGGGCAAUGAAACACAGUGUGAACAAGGCUUUAGAAUUGUUUGUAUUAUGUAAAAAUGUUUAUUGUAUGGUAACAUUUUACCCAAAAAAAUACAUACGUACUUUUCACUGUAGUAUGGUAGUAUUUCAUAAGAAUAUUAAGUUGUUGCUGUGGCAACAAAAAGUUGCAAUGACUAAAGUUCUGUAUUUUUGUAAAUGAUGUAAUUGUUAAGUGCAGAGAUUUUUUUUCUAGAACACUGUACCACGAGAGAGGGUAAGAUGCAAAAUAAUAUUUAAACAUUUCCCACUUUGCUUCAAUCAAAAUGAUAUUUUCAGUAGCAUUUAAGUUAUUUAAGUUACUAUUGAUAUGAGUGCAAGUUGGUUCCUUUAACAAAACUUGAAAGUGGAAGUUGUUACCUAUGGCAUUAAUUACAAAAAAAAAAAAAAAAAACUGUAGUUUUCCCUUAUUAAUCUACAAAUGAAGACCUUGCUGUUUUAAACAAA
Messenger RNA from Acipenser ruthenus (sterlet), 4773 nucleotides. Its product is annotated as muscleblind-like protein 2. Gene Ontology annotation, molecular function: metal ion binding. NCBI's taxonomy places the organism in Eukaryota, Metazoa, Chordata, Actinopteri, Acipenseriformes, Acipenseridae. The coding region runs from base 930 to 2051 and encodes 373 amino acids. The record is from RefSeq and is a predicted model, not a curated record. The transcript has 8 exons.